AUGGCGCCCGCGCCCUCGCAGCGACAGCUCGCCGCUAUCUCAGUCACGGAGCGCGUCUGCUCUUCCAUCUCGCUGAUUGGUACCUUUAUUAUCAUAACUAGUUUCAUCGGCUCGCGCUCAUUUCGGAAACUAAUCAACCGCCUCGUGUUCUAUGCAUCUUGGGGCAAUAUGAUGGCUAAUAUAGCCACGAUGAUUUCUCAAUCGGGGAUCCACGCCGGGGCUAGGAGCCCUUUGUGCCAGGUUCAAGCUUUUUUGAUUCAGUGGUUCAUGCCCGCUGACGCUUUGUGGGCCUUUGCCAUGGCGUGCAACGUCUACUUGACAUUCUUCCACAAGUAUAACUCAGAGCAACUGCGCCAUAUCGAGUGGAAGUAUGUGGUGUGUUGCUACGGCUUUCCCUUCAUCCCAUCCUUCAUAUAUUUCUUUAUCCACGCCCAGGCCCGAGGCUGGGUCUACGGCGCCGCAAUUCUCUGGUGCUGGGUCGCAUUGGCUUGGGACUACCUCCGCAUCGCUGUCUUCUACGGCCCUGUGUGGUUCGUCAUCUUCCUCACCUUUGCCAUCUACCUGCGCGCCGGGUCCGUCAUCUACCAGAAGCACUGCGAGCUGCGUAACCUCAGCAGUAUCGAGUCCCUCGGCUCUGACACCCAGCCCGAUGGCCCGCUCGUCACACACGCCGGGAUCCAGAUUACCAGCGAAAUCGCCUGCUUCGCGCCAAUGCACCGGUCCCUGUCGGCCAGUGAUGUCCCCACCUGCAGCUUUACGGCCUCCUCGUUUACUCCGUGCUCCAUCCCGUCCGAGGGUGGCCCGAUCGAUUCCUUCAGCAUGCUGCAGAACUUAGAGGAAGGCUCCUCACCUAUUCAGGGCCCUAGUCGCCCCUGGCCGGACCCAAGUCCGCUCCGCGCAGAGGUGUCUGCCAAAGCGGCGCGGCACGAAUGCGGGGGCUCAUAUACGCAGCGGCGGAAGGCCACAGAGGCGAGCUGUGCGGCGUGGGCGUAUACUAAAUAUGCGAUGCUGUUCUUCAUCGCACUGCUUGUGACGUGGGUUCCCUCCACGGUCAACCGAGUAUACGCGUUCGCCCGCCCCGACGACUUCUCGUUCGGGCUCUUCUAUGCGUCGAGUUUUGUGCUUCCUUUGCAGGGGUUCUGGAAUAGUCUUAUUUACGUCUCGGUUUCGUGGCCGGCGUUUAGAACGCUGUGGAGGGAUCUGCGGAGCCGCUCAACGGGGUUGCGAAAUAUUUGA
Penicillium brevicompactum is the source of this 1236-nucleotide messenger RNA. RefSeq names its product putative cAMP receptor-like protein. Gene Ontology annotation, cellular component: plasma membrane. Gene Ontology annotation, molecular function: G protein-coupled receptor activity. Lineage: Eukaryota; Fungi; Ascomycota; Eurotiomycetes; Eurotiales; Aspergillaceae. The transcript has 4 exons. The record is from RefSeq and is a predicted model, not a curated record. Gene Ontology annotation, biological process: adenylate cyclase-activating G protein-coupled receptor signaling pathway; cell surface receptor signaling pathway. The coding region runs from base 1 to 1236 and encodes 411 amino acids.